Messenger RNA from Ilex paraguariensis (yerba mate), 432 nucleotides. The record is from the annotation of a GenBank genome assembly. NCBI's taxonomy places the organism in Eukaryota, Viridiplantae, Streptophyta, Magnoliopsida, Aquifoliales, Aquifoliaceae.
AUGGAAGGGUUAAUAGAGAGAUACCAAAAGCUAGGUUUAAGAGAAUCCUUGUCUCGAACUUAUCAAUACCCAAUUGCCUGCAAAGAACUCAGCUUCAUUCUCAGAGGCGCUUACUCCAAACUCCCCAAAAAUCUCCAGGCUCUGAUCUUCCAGGAUACUCUCACUGCCUUUCGCCUCCUUCCCGACAUGCAGACACAAACAGCCAUUUCAGCGGCUAAUCUCCUCCAUCAAAGCGUAGAGGCCGCAUUGCCUAAACAAAAGAGGGUUAUGGCAGUGACAGAGUUCAAACAUGCUGUGGUUUCUCAUAAGAGGCGGAGCAAAGCGCGACAGGAGGAAGAAGAUUCGGCUCAACUUCCUCAGGAUGUUCUUGUGCUCAUCUUCAGUUUCUUAGAUUUGCGAUCUUUAGCUUCUGCUGCAGUAGUUUGCCGGUAA